GUAUAGUAUAAUCAGGCCCAGACGCACCUCCACAUGUGCUUACCCCGCAUACCCCUCCAUCUCUCGUAAAAAUAUAUCUUCAACCCCUCACGCUCACAUCCUUCUCCUAACAUCCCCAUACCCUCAAAUCUUUAUACCCUCGUAUUCCCCUACACACCCGCUACUACCACAUCACCGCCACCACAAUGGCCGACCCCACCUCCCUCCCCCUCACCCGCGCCUCCGUCCUCUCCGCCCACACCCUCAUAACGCCCUUCAUCCACCGCACCCCCGUGCUCACCUCGACCUACCUCUCCCAGCUCGCCUCCACCCCUCGCGCCGCCGCCGAGCUCGAAGGCACACCCUGGGCUGGGCAAACGCCCGCGAACCCAAAGAUCAGAUUCUGGUUCAAGUGCGAGAAUUUCCAGAAGGUGGGUGCGUUCAAGGCGAGAGGCGCGUUUCAUGCGCUGCUGAGGCUGGUGGAGAGUGAAGGGUGGGAGGAGGGGGGAGGGAGGGAGAGGGGGGUGGUUACGCAUAGUAGUGGUGAGUUCUUCUUCUUCUUCGUCCAGUCUCUGGAGGAUAUAAAGCAAUUGCUGAUUCAAUUACCAAACAGGCAACCACGCCCAAGCCGUCUCCCUCGCCUCCGCAACCCUCAAAAUCCCCUCCCACAUCGUCAUGCCCCGCAUCAGCACCCCCGCCAAAAUCGCCGCCACCCAAUCCUACGGCGCCCGCGUCCUCUUCAGCGGCUCCACCGCCCCCGAGCGCGAAGCCGUCGUCGCCGAAGUAAUCACCGAGACAGGCGCUACACUUAUCCCUCCCUACGACCAUCCGCAUGUGAUGCUUGGACAGGGGACCGCGGGGUUGGAGUUACAAGAGCAGGUUUUGGAGGCGCAGAAGGAGAUUGGGAGGAGCGGGGGGCUGAAUGCGAUUAUCGCGCCUUGUGGGGGGGGGGGUUACUGAGUGGCACGGCGCUGAGUGCGGAGGGGACGGGGAUUGUGGUUUUUGGCGCGGAACCGGAGUUUGAGGGCGCGGAUGACUGUAAGAGGGGUCUUGCGGCCGGAAAACGGAUCGAGGCGGUCAAAUCAUUAACGGUGGCUGAUGGAUUAAGGACACCCGUGGGAGCGUGGCCGUGGAAGGUGAUCAGUGAUAAGAAGCUGGUGAGGGGAGUGUAUAGUGUUACUGAGGAGCAAAUCAAGGCUACGCUGCGCUUGGUGCUGGAGAGGAUGAAGGUGGUUGUUGAGCCGAGUUCGGUGGUGGGGUUGGCGGUUGCGUUGUGGAAUGAGGAUUUCAGGAGUGUCGUUGAGGCGGAGCAGGGACGGGAGGAGUGGGAUUUGGGUGUUGUAUUUACGGGUGGUAAUGUGAAUCUUGAGGGAUUGGGGAAGUUAUUUGAGGCGAAGUAA
Pseudogymnoascus destructans is the source of this 1379-nucleotide messenger RNA. RefSeq lists its product as uncharacterized. Gene Ontology annotation, molecular function: threonine racemase activity; pyridoxal phosphate binding; ATP binding. NCBI's taxonomy places the organism in Eukaryota, Fungi, Ascomycota, Leotiomycetes, Thelebolales, Thelebolaceae. The transcript has a single exon. The record is from RefSeq and is a predicted model, not a curated record. Gene Ontology annotation, biological process: L-serine metabolic process; pyruvate biosynthetic process; D-serine biosynthetic process. Bases 186 to 1379 code for a protein of 397 amino acids.